AGUCUUAGGGUGGGGCAACAAAGGAAUUUGCUUUCUACUUUUGCGCCACAAAAGUGUUCAAUUGACAAGAAAUUGAUUCCUCACUCCUCUUAAGUCUCAACACACACAAGAGUAGUAAAUGAAACUCCACCCAAAAAUAAAUUCUCAUUAAACAUUACUACUACUACUGCUGCUCUUCUUUCCUUUCAUUCUUUCUCUUUCUCAUUAUAUUUCUUAUGAAAUCAUUCAUUUUUUGCUUACCGAAAUGAAGACAACACCCUUACUCAACAUGUCCAAAUCUAAUUUCCCAUGGUCAUCUUCAAGGAAAGUCCAAAAUGAUGAAACUUUGGAUCAAAAACCGGAGGAAAAUCAGGACAAAUAUCCACCAAAUCAUACACUUACUGAUCUAAAUGCAAGGAAAAAACUACAAGCAAUUGCAGUUUCUAGAAUAAGGUCAGUUCUUACAGCCUUAAGUAUCCACAAAUCCUCUUCAAAUUUCCCUAAUUUAGGGUCAUGCCCUAAAGUUAUAGGUACCCUUUUUGGGUAUAGAAAAGGGCAUGUUCAUUUUGUGUUUCAAAGGGAACAUAACUCAAUUCCAGUGUUUUUUAUUGAACUUUCAACUCCUAUAACUAAUCUUGUUAAAGAAAUGGCUUCUGGGUUAGUUAGAAUUGCUUUAGAAUGUGAUAAACAAGAACAGAAAUCAGAGAAAAGGUUUAAGAGAAGAAGAUUGUUGGAAGAACAAGUUUGGAGGACUUAUUGUAAUGGGAAGAAAUGUGGGUUUGCUACAAAAAGAGAAAUUGGGGCUAAUGAAGCUAAGAUUUUGAAAGCUAUUGAGCCUAUUUCAAUGGGGGCUGGUGUUCUUCCUGGGUUUAAUGGGUCUGGAGCGGGUCCUGAUGGGGAGCUUAUGUAUAUGAGGGCCCAAUUUGAAAGGGUUGUUGGGUCUAGAGAUUCUGAAGCUUUGUAUAUGGUUAAUCCUGAUUGUCAUGGUGCUCCUGAGCUUAGUAUCUACUUGCUUAGAGUCUAAGAAAACUGAAACCGUGUGACAUGACUUGCUAAUACUGUGUUUGGAUGGACGGAAAUAAAGAGAAAGAAAGGUGAAAGGAUUUGAAGAGGUGAGGAAUCCUAUAACAAAAUGAAAGGAAAGUGAUUUGGAGGAAUUAAAUGGAUAAGUUUUGUUAACGUAUUAAUCUUUUCGGGUAGAAAGAUUUGAAGGCAAAAUUCUCAUUUUACUUCUUUCCUUUCCUUUUCUUCUAAACAAAUAAGAUUUACUUCCCUUUCAUUCUCUUCCAUUCCUUUCCCUUCCCCGUUCUCUUUCUUUUCUCUCCAAAGUCGUUAUCAUAAUCAAAAAGCAAAUUACUCUCAUUUUGAGCUAUUUUUGGCUCGUUUUAAGCGAAUCGGGUAUUUAAAAUUUAAAUCAGCUAGCAAAUCAUGUAACACAGAAAAAGACAUAACAAUUAUAACUAAUCUCAAAAGUGAAAAUAUUGUAAGUUGUAGUUUUUUGUCUUCUACUUUUGGUUAGGGUGGAGACUAAUAGAAGUCUACUAGUAGUUGACAAGGAGUUGAUCUUUUGUGGUAUAAAAGAGAAUUGGAGAAGUGGGUUUUUAAUUUUUUUUUGUAGUAGUAUUUUGUUAGUUUUAUGGGAUGUAAUGUAUACUGGCAAAUAGAAAAACAAUGAAGGGAAAUAGGUAUAUUAUGGGCAUGGUGGUCAAAUUAACUUAAUGUAAGAUCUUUCAUGCUAUGCAACUCUCCAAUUGGUAUAUUGUUAUGGCUAUUUUGCAUAUAGUUUUUCCUAUGGGUUUGUUCAUGCUUUAUGUUAUUCAAACAAUUUUUUUAUGCAA
Molecule: messenger RNA, 1817 nt
Organism: Amaranthus tricolor (Joseph's coat)
Lineage: Eukaryota; Viridiplantae; Streptophyta; Magnoliopsida; Caryophyllales; Amaranthaceae
Product: protein MIZU-KUSSEI 1-like
Exons: 1
Coding region: 245-1003 (252 amino acids)
Biological process (GO): hydrotropism
Source: RefSeq, a predicted model, not a curated record